This is a messenger RNA of Ornithodoros turicata, 4740 nucleotides long. RefSeq lists its product as uncharacterized. The record is from RefSeq and is a predicted model, not a curated record. The coding region runs from base 132 to 3008 and encodes 958 amino acids. The transcript has 2 exons. NCBI's taxonomy places the organism in Eukaryota, Metazoa, Arthropoda, Arachnida, Ixodida, Argasidae.
UCCGUGGUUUCGGCGGUUCGUCCUGAAGUGAGCAAUUCGUGGCUAAGUUACGCGUUUUUUUCACUUUCUUGUCCUGUUCAUUUGCUCUCUGUCCUUGUGUGUUUUCUGCGUGUUCAUAGUAUUUACCCAUUAUGGCUCGAAGUCACGUCUACGGACAACGGAAACGUAAGAAGAAGGACUUUGCGAAUUUACGUGGUAGAGGCAGGCAUGUGACGGAGCCUGCGGAUUUGAGAGAUUUUGGUAAUGCAGGAUGCUCCAGCCGUGCUGUUCCCAGUGAUCGUUGCACUUCGACGACUCCACAUCGCGCAGAUACCCUUGUAGGCUCAACCUUUGGUGGUAGUGUUGUUCCUCAAACUGUAACUGAUGCCGGUCGGAAUGCUUGUUUCGCUUCGAGCACAAGCGAAAUUCGUCCUUCAAAUUCGUCAUUUGCUGAUUCAGCUGAGGUAGAUAAUGUAGUCCCCUGCAGUUCAGGUUGUGACGAGCUUGCCGGUUCCAGAGCAAGUCCCGUUCCAAUCACUGCCGCUGUUACACCCAGUCGAUCUUCAUCUUUCGAUACUGGCAAUGUUCACCAGACACAGAGUCAGCGCACAAGCAGUGUGAAUGGUCGGCGUAUAGUGGAGAUUGAUCACUUCUUCUCGUCUUUGCAAAGUUUGUCGGUACAUAGUCCGUUUGGUUGCGGCCUGGCUGACAUGGAAAUUGUAUCAGAACAUCGGCGAGGUCUGUGUAGCUCUUUCAGUUUGAAGUGCAGGAUGUGUCUGAGGAAAGAUGUAGUCACAACAGAGGCACCAGUUGAUCAACUUGUUCAACAACGCAUGGACGUCAAUUCCUCAGCAGUGAACGGUAUCGUGUCUAUAGGUUCUGGUUUCUCAGGCCUUCGCGAGCUCCUAGGUGCUCUGGACAUACCCGGCAUGGCUGGUAGCACGUACAGUAAGUAUCAGGAUAUUGUUGCUAAAGGAAUCGACGAAACAGCUUGGGAAGAAAUAAGAAAAGCAGGCAUUGAGGAAGCUCGGUUAGCUAGGGAGGCUGGGGACGUCGAUGCUGACGGUUUUCCUAUAAUUACGGUCGUUGCCGAUGGUGCUUGGUGCAAACGUUCAUACAAGAACAAGUACGACGCUCUUUCUGGCUUGGCUGUAAUUGUUGGGUACCGCACAAAGAAAGUACUGUUCCUAGGCGUCCGGAACAAAUUUUGUACACUGUGCGCAAGUUCUAAGGCAGGGUCGAGCCAAAAAAAGCAUCUGUGCUUCAAGAACUGGGACAGCAGCUCUACCAGUAUGGAGAAGGAUAUCGUCGUUGAAGGCUUCAGGCGCAGCAUUGAGUUGCACGGGGUAAAGUACUUGCAGUUGAUCGCUGACGGUGAUUCGAGCACAUACAAGUCAAUUCUUGAAGCUGCACCGUACCAGCAUCAGGUAGUUCAGAAGGUAGAAUGUCGCAACCACCUUCUUCGAAACUAUGUAAGUCGUCUUCGAGAUGUUGCUUUGGCAAAGAGAACAACCCCCAUUCCCCCAUCGUUGAAGAAGCUACUUCUGGAUAAUGCUGUUCGACUAAGAGUUGGAGUUGCUAGGGCUAUUCACUAUCGCAAAGAGCAGGCCGAGUUCAGCAAACAAGAUCAGAUUCGGAACCUGGUGGCUGAUAUCCGUAAUGGGCCACUCCAUGUGUUCGGCGACCACGCAAAAUGUGCGGGUUACUUUUGCAGUGGUCCAAAAGAAGGGGAAGUCAAUCACGUCCCAGAGCUCAGGAAAUGCGGACUUUUCAAUGAAAUCCUUGUAGCGAUGAGUCGUUUGGCAAACAAUGGUAGCAGCUUGAUCCUUGACGUUAACAAUAAUGCUGCAGAACAUUUCAAUUCUCUCGUUGCAAAGUUUUCUGGCGGUAAAAGAAUAAACUUUUCCCAGAGGGGAUCAUUCGGAAUGCGGGCUUCAGGAGCUGUCGUGUCUUUCAACUCUAAGCAGUACCAUCGUGCUCUACAUAAGGCAGUGUACAACACCAGCCCUGGGAAGUAUGCAAAAAUUAUGCUGAAGCGUAAAGCAGCUGUUCGUGCUGCUUGCAUAAGGCAUCGGAGUUCUGGGGCUGCUCGCUGUAAGCGUUCACUUGAAGGUGCGCCUUGCAAGCGUGCUUCCAGCGACAACCACUAUGGUUCCAUAGUGGAUGCUCCAGACAUGAACCACGAUGACUAUGUUGAAGCUGCUGCGGCGUACAAGGAUUCCCUUGUGCUCUCCCAACCAGAUGCAGAGCAGCUCGAGGCUGAUACUCGAGGUCAAGAAGGGAGAACUUUGUGGAUGCAGGAGAGGCGAAAGCGACUCACCGCUUCUAAUUUUGGCAAGGUAUGCAAGAUGCGAGAUGCAACGAGCAGUGCAAGUACUGUUCGUUCCUUGCUCUAUGGUCAUUUUGACACUGAGGCUCUCCGAUAUGGUCGCGACACUGAGCCCAUUGCAAUUGCUAAGCUGCAGGAUGAGUUAGGGGUGACUGUUUCACCAUGCGGCCUUGUUGUUGAUCAGGAGUUUGCAUACCUUGCUGCAACACCUGAUGGGCUUGUCGGUGAUGACACUGUCGUGGAAGUGAAGUGCCCUUAUUCGGCUCGGCCCCUUACCCCUGUGGAGGGAGUGCGGGCAAAAAAAAUCACCUUUUGCACUAUUGAUAACUCUGGUAAUAUUUCGUUGAAGGAAAACCAUGACUACCACUAUCAGGUGCAGGGACAGCUCCACAUCACUCGACGUCAGUUUUGUCUUUUUGUGGUAUAUUCUGGCGAGGAAAUUUUUGUCCAGAAGAUCGAGAGAAAUGAUGGCUUCUGGAGCAAAAUGAUUGGCCACCUUCAACUGUUCUACUCGCAUAGCCUUCUACCGGAGUUGGUUGACCCUCGUCAGUCCCGUGGGCUGCAGCUCAGAGAUAACAAGAAGAGUGACCAUCAGGUUGCCUCGCUCUGUGAUGCCGCCAAAACAACUUCCAAUCAGGGCGAUUCAUCCAGAAAGAGACGGAAGACUGGUAAAGAUAACUCACCUGCCGCUGUUCUGUAAUUAUGGCUAGACUGUGGAUUUACGUGUCAUUUAGUUUGUGCGGCUCCACCUUUGCCAAGUGUUUUAAUGCAUAUUCAUCCAUUUUGCUUCAUAAUUUACUGAAUGUUUUUCCAUAUACAUGUCUUCGACUUUGGCUCAGGCUGCAUAUCUUCACGUUUGUGUUUCAUAUUUAAGUUACCUUUUUCCAUUUUUACUGUGCAUAUCUGUGCAUAUUUUUCAAUUUUCCUAAAUAUUUAUAUUAAUAUAUUUCUAUGUAUAAAUCCACAGACUAGUCGUGCGAUGCUUGUCAUAUUUUAAACAUGGCGUAAGAGUGUGAAAUCUGAAUCCAGCCAUCAGCACGUGAGGAUCUAAGUAUGAGAAUGAUGCACAAUCUCCCAACCGUAGAACCGUCUUCCCCGGCAUUGUUGAAACACGUCUACACGUUGAUGCUAUAUGUGUGAGGCCAUCAUGGUAUUCUACCUUGGCUUGAGUGUAUGAAGAUAUAGCAAAGCUGUCCCCAAACCGUCGUUCUUCCCAGGCAUGGUUGAAACACGUCCACACGUUGAUGCUACAUGUGUGAGGCCAUCAUGGUAUUCUGCCUUGGCUUGAGUUUAUGAAGAUAUAGCAAAGCUGUCCCCAAACCGUCGUUCUUCCCAGGCAUGGUUGAAACACGUCCACACGUUGAUGCUAUAUGUGUGAGGCCAUCACGGUAUUCUACCUUUGCUUGAGUGUAUGAAAAUUGUGGAAAGAAACAUGAAUGGUAUUCCUAGCACUUUUGAAGCUCCACCAGCCUGUUCAGAUGUCGACAUCCUGAGUAUGAAUCCAUUUUGAUAUUUUGACAAGGUCGGUAAGUAUCAUUGUGCAGAGCUGUCUCCCAACUGUCGCCAGUUCCCCGCAUUGUUGAGCACGAGCAACAUCCCAACAUGUCGCUCUGCGUUACGUCCUCUUGCCAUCUUGCCUUUACUUGGGUGUCAUUUCAACAUAUGAAAAUUGUAUUUUCAGAUUCAGGUAUCCAGUACUACUGCAAAUAUGAUGGCCAGACACCCAAAGGUCAAACUUCCUAAGUGUUACUGUCUUUACCUGUCAUUUGAAAAUUUCCUACUCUCUCCCUGAUUAUGAAGCACCUGCCCUUGCCAGUGUUGUACCUGGUUCAGCAUUAUGUGGCCAAUGAUGAAUGGUGCCCUGUUGGACAUUUUUUUUCCAUAAACACACACUCUGAGGCUUUAGCUGCCAACUGACAAGCAUGGCAAAAGCAACUAUCAGUUGCUACUUCAUUGCUCAAAAAGGAAACUCGUUGCUGAGUAACACGUUCCAAGUUUUUACUAUUCCCAUAUUAUGAACCUGGCUCUGUCCACCAGGAUGCUAUAUGUUGAUGCCGUAUGUGCGAGACCUUCAUGUCAAAGUGCGCCUACAUGCAGCGGACUGUAUGGUACUUCAUUAUGUGUGUAUGCCACAUCGCCAAUGAUGAAAUGUGCUGUUGGAUACUGUAUCCACGAAUGAACAUUCUGAGGCUACAAGCAUGAGCUGAUACGCAUAAGUAAUGCAGAAAACGUGACGGUGUAUACAUGCUGCGUUCUUCAAUAAAAUAUCUCCAAUCUACCAAUAGUGAACACGUGCUACUGAUUUCUUUUUAAUCUUUCGGGUGCUGGCUGUCUAGGAUUUUCUGCUUGCAGUAAUCUGUGAACCAGUGGUUACUAACAAUGGCUAUUGGUCACCUUGACCAGAUUUCAUCUGAAGAAAAACUUGAGACCGG